ACGUGGGAACUGGCAGGAAUACGUCUGCAAAUAUUGCGAUAUGAAGGGACACGUUAUUCGUUUCUGCCAUAUUCUCGCCAAGGACGCGAAGGACCAUAUCGUCUUCACGACGAUUCGAGGAGAAGUCUUUGACUUCGAGGGAAAUCUCAUCGAUCAGGAUAUUGAAGGAGGAAUGAGAAAAGAGGCUUUUCGACGGAUGGGCCGUCCUCUUCUGGCUACAUUCCGGUUAGCUUCUCCUGAAGAAGCAAACCUUUUUGAAUUAGAAGAAACAAUGGCUUCUUUGGAGAUUGGUGGGUGUGACGAAAAAGAGUUGGAGGAAAGGAAAGAAGACAUUGCUCAUCGGACGCGAGAAGUGACCAAGAAACUGGAUAAAUGUCGAGAUUCCAUUGUUCAAUUAUGUGUUGACAUGGAAGAAGUCUGUCCGAAUCUUCCUAAUGUGUUCCUUUUUGGUGGAUGGGGGAACGAAGGUCAAGACGGGUCAGCACCUGUGGCCGCUUCGGCACUUGAAGCAACGCCGAUGACACGACUAAUGAUGAUGUCCACACCUAUACUGAAGCGAGGGAUGCCAACCGUCAUGGUGCAGACGAGGAAAGGAAGGAAGACCUCACAAUCGCAGCCUGCGCCAGGAGAAAGUUCAAAGGAACCUCAGGAAAAAAAACCUAUUCAGGUAGAAGAAGGGGAUGAUGAUGAGGAGGAUGAAAGAUUGCGAGCAAAGGGUGAACUACUAGCAAAGCAGAGAGCUAUGGAAAGGGCGUCGGAAGCAGGGAAGACCCAGGUCGAGGAAGAAGAACCUCGCAAAAAGAAGAACGUGUACUCAAUCCCUGUAGAACAAGGGAUUGAUUUUGAACAGCUGGUGGAUCGUAUUCUGGAAAGUCAGCGUGAUCUGGUUACCCUGAAGGAGAUUCUUGCAGUAUCGCCGAAACUCCGCGAGGAAUUUAAGCAGCGCAUGACUCGAAAGAAAGUCAUGACAGUCAAGCUGAGUGAGAUCAUCCCUCCAGAAGCUAACAGGGCACCUCUUGGCACGAAGAUGGACUGGCGAUGCGUGGCCACGGGUCUCAUAAAAGUUCAAAUUGGCCGUGAAGAGUUCUCUGCCUUCGUAGAUGAUGGGGCCGAAAUGAACAUCAUGAGAGAGAGACAUGCGAUUGAAGCUGGGAUUCAGAUCAAUCGCAAUGACUUUGGAUUUUUUAUUGGAGUCAGCGGGGCAACGCCAUUUUGCGGUAUGGAGAAGAGUCACAGUUGAGUAUUAACUCAUACAAUUAUUUGGCGGAUACAACAAACCGGAUUGAGAAUC
This is a messenger RNA of Chara braunii, 1291 nucleotides long. Lineage: Eukaryota; Viridiplantae; Streptophyta; Charophyceae; Charales; Characeae. The record is from the annotation of a GenBank genome assembly.